Molecule: messenger RNA, 507 nt
Organism: Fusarium pseudograminearum CS3096
Lineage: Eukaryota; Fungi; Ascomycota; Sordariomycetes; Hypocreales; Nectriaceae
Exons: 2
Coding region: 1-507 (168 amino acids)
Source: RefSeq, a predicted model, not a curated record
AUGUCUAUCGAUUUGCACUACACCACGAAAGCUUCUCCCCUCGACUUCACACUGAAAGACCCUCCUGCUAUUAUUGUUCCCAGCAGCGCUCUAGAACCGGUAUCUGCAACUCGGAGACACUCCAGAGACAUCCUCGAUACGAUACGCGAUCUAUCCAAGGUCACGACCUUGUCCAUCUACAUCGAAGCAUGCGACGCGCCGAAUGAAUUGCAAGAUAUUAGCGACGCAGUCGGCCAAGGCCUGUUUACCUCUUGCAAUACACAACACCAAAUAGCCAGCAAGUAUGGCGGAGUCGGAGGGAAACUCAUCGAUCUUUCAGUCCCGGUACUACCACCAUCAUACGACGAAGCGGCAACGUCUCCACCUCCGCCUCCACCUCCGCCUCCCCCGAUCGAUCGAAGCAGCAAAAAGCGUGCUCGUCUAGACAGCGAUCCUGAACGUGAUGACGAUAUUACCCCUCUGGGCCGAAUUCCGCACUCGCGAAAUCUCUCAAGACGGACACCAUGA